Molecule: messenger RNA, 8129 nt
Organism: Ixodes scapularis (black-legged tick)
Lineage: Eukaryota; Metazoa; Arthropoda; Arachnida; Ixodida; Ixodidae
Gene: mib1
Product: E3 ubiquitin-protein ligase MIB1
Exons: 22
Coding region: 19-3420 (1133 amino acids)
Biological process (GO): protein ubiquitination
Cellular component (GO): cytoplasm
Molecular function (GO): protein binding; zinc ion binding; ubiquitin-protein transferase activity
Source: RefSeq, a predicted model, not a curated record
UUAAGUUUUCUCUUCAACAUGGCCAAGCCUGACAGCACUCUCGAAAAAUCUCGCUCCGGACGUGAACGUGCGCGCUCACUCAAAAAGCUCUCGGGCUGUUUUCGUCCACUGUGCGCCCGUUGUGUGUGUGUGUGGAGCUGGGCCAAAAAAGCAAAGCAAAGCUCCUUUGCCGAACCAAAUUCACGACUCCCUUCUUGUCUGUCUUUUCGAGACGAUGCCCUAUUUUUAAACAUGGAUUCUUGCGGGCCGUCUCGAACUAACAGGACGAAUGUCAUGGACGGCGUCGGGUCCAGGGUGAUGCGGGGACCCGACUGGAAAUGGGGCAAACAGGACGGCGGCGACGGACACCUCGGCACGGUACGGAACUUCGAAUCGUCCGAGGAAGUCGUGGUCGUCUGGGACAACGGUACUGCUGCCAAUUAUCGAUGUUCUGGCACCUACGACCUGCGUAUCAUCGACAGCGCUCCCACAGGCAUAAAGCACGAGGGCACCAUGUGCGACACCUGCCGGCAGCAGCCCAUCUUCGGCAUCCGCUGGAAGUGCGCCGAGUGUUCCAACUACGACCUCUGCUCCAUGUGCUACCACGGAGACAAGCACCAGCUGCGGCAUCGCUUCUUCCGCAUCGCCACGCCGGGAAGUGAGAGGACCCUGCUGGAGGCCCGCCGCAAAAGCAAAAAGACAGGCGUGCGGGGCAUCUUCCCGAGCGCCCGCGUCGUCCGUGGCGUCGACUGGCAGUGGGAGGACCAAGACGGUGGCAACGGGCGCCGGGGCAAGGUCACUGAGAUCCAGGACUGGAGCGCAGCCAGUCCUCGGAGUGCCGCAUACGUCGUCUGGGACAACGGGGCCAAGAACCUCUACCGUGUCGGCUUCGAGGGAAUGGCUGAUCUGAAGGUUGUCAACGAUGCAAAAGGAGGCACGGUGUACAGGGAUCAUCUUCCGUUGCUAGGUGAGCAGGGCCUGAGCAGGUCUGGAGGCCUGGGCUUCCAGGUGGGGGACCAGGUGAAUGUGGAUCUCGACCUGGAGAUUGUCCAGUCCCUGCAGCAUGGACACGGCGGUUGGACGGAUGGGAUGUACGAGUGCCUUGGACAGACGGGUACGGUGAUCGGAGUGGACGAAGACCAUGACAUCGUUGUCUCCUACCCAAGUGCGAACAGGUGGACGUUCAACCCAGCCGUGCUGACAAGGAUCAACCAUGCUCCUGUGGCGUCGGCAUCGGCGGCGGCGACUUGCGUUUCCAGCGCCGGAGCGUCGGGCGGGGCCGAGGCGGCUGCCCAGCACUUUGCAGUGGGGGACCUGGUGCAGAUUUGCUCCGACCUGGAGCGCAUCAAGAUACUCCAGAGGGGUCACGGGGAGUGGGCAGAAGCCAUGGCACCCACGCUGGGCAAGAUUGGGCGGGUGCAGCAGAUCUACCACGACAACGACCUGAAGGUGGAGGUGUGCGGGACAUCGUGGACGUACAAUCCGGCUGCCGUCACCAAGGUGGCCUCCGACGGAGCGGUCUCCGGGGUGUCCAGUGGAGAGCGGCUGAGUGCGCUGCUCAAGAAGCUGUUCGAGAACCACGUGACGGGUGACGUGAACGAGGAACUGGUCAAGGCUGCGGCCAACGGGGACGCCCAGAAGUGUGAGGAGAUCCUCAAGCGCCCCGAGGCAAACGUGAAUGGUGUAUUUGCAAGCCACACGGCUCUUCAAGCUGCCAGUCAGAACGGGCACGUAGAGGUGGUGAAGAUACUUCUACGCUACAAUGCCGACGUCGAGAUUGAGGACAAAGACGGCGACCGUGCGGUGCACCACACGGCGUUUGGGGACGAGCCGAGCGUCAUGGACCUGCUGGCUAGGGCCGGGGCCGACCUGAACGCCCGCAACAAGCGGCGCCAGACGCCGCUCCACAUUGCGGUCAACAAGGGACAUGUCGGGGUGGUCAAGACCCUGCUCGACCUGGGCUGCCACCCGAGCCUGCAGGACUGCGAGGGGGACACACCGCUGCAUGAUGCCAUCAGCAAGAAGAGGGAUGACAUGCUGACCCUCCUGCUGGACCACAGCGCCGACAUCACGCUCACCAACAACAACGGCUUCAACGCACUCCACCAUGCAGCACUUCGGGGCAACCCAAGCGCCAUGCGAACCCUGCUGUCCAAGUUGCCCCGUCCCUGGAUCGUGGAUGAGAAGAAGGACGACGGCUACACUGCCCUGCACCUGGCCGCCCUCAACAACCACGUAGAGGUGGCCGAGCUUCUCAUCCACCACGGGCGAGCUAACAUGGAUCUGCAGAAUGUGAACCUCCAAACUCCGCUGCAUCUUGCUGUGGAGCGCCAGCAUGCACAGAUCGUCAGGCACCUGGUGCGCGAGGGCUGCAACCUGAACGUCCCGGACAAGGACGGGGACACGCCGCUGCACGAGGCCCUGCGGCACCACACCCUGUCGCAGCUGCGCCACCUGCAGGACAUGCAGGACGUCGCCAAGGUCGGCGCCAGGGGCUCCACCUCGGCUGCUGGGAACCUCGAGCUCCUGAUGGGGUUGGGGAGUCAGGGCGCGGACAAGAAGUCCAGCGCCUCCAUUGCCUGUUUCCUGGUCUCCAACGGUGCCGAGCUCUACAUCAAGAACAAGAAGGGCCAGGCACCACUGGACCUCUGCCCGGACCCAAACCUGUGCAACGCUCUCGUCAAGUGCCACAAGGAUAAGUCCUGUUCCCAGAUUCUGACACCGUCGUCGAGCCCGCGUCCCACCGAGCAGGAGGCGCUGGAGGACUGCAUCGUCUGCUCGGACAUGAAGCGGGACACAUUGUUUGGCCCCUGCGGCCACAUUGCCACCUGCUCCCUCUGCUCCCCUCGCGUCAAGAAGUGCCUCAUGUGCAAGGAGCCCGUGCUGACACGCACCAAGGUUGAAGAGUGUGUCGUCUGCUCGGACAAGAAGGCGUCCGUGCUCUUCAAGCCGUGCGGUCACAUGUGUGCCUGUGAUGGUUGUGCGGCGUUGAUGAAGAAGUGCGUCCAGUGCCGCGCUCAGAUCGACAAGGUGGUUCCGUUUGCGGUGUGUUGUGGCGGCUCAGCUGUUGUGGUCGAAGAAACGGAGGCCAAGAAGAAAACAGUAAACGUGCGUGCUCCACUCUCCAAGUCGGACAUCUCUCUCAACAUCUCCAAGUUCCCGACCGACAAAAAUGAGAACUCUCCGUCAGCAUCAUUGCUGGCCGCCCUUCCCGGUCACGUGAUGAACAAUGGAGUGCGCGACAGCAACGUCAAUGACUUCCAGAAACUGCAGCAGCAGCUGCAAGACAUCAAGGAGCAGACCAUGUGUCCCGUGUGCCUGGACCGCCUCAAGAACAUGAUCUUCCUGUGUGGGCACGGCACGUGCCAGAUGUGCGGCGACCGCAUGUCCGAGUGCCCCAUCUGCCGCAAGUCGGUGGAGAAGCGCAUCCUCCUCUACUGAUGGUUCUGGGACCCUUAGGACCGCACGCUCGCAACCAAUUACAUCCCGGUCGUGAUGGGCAUUUCGGGCCUUUUGCUGCCGGCAGACUGUCGUCGUCUUCUGACCGUGACGAAGCAGACUGCUUAAGACUGGUUCAUACAUUUGCGUUUGAUUAUGACCGACUGCGUCGCAACCACUUGUAACCGCUUCCAAUGAGAGAAUGCACACUGGCGUUGUCUAUCGAGUAUUUGGGAACACUUCAAAUCUGCAUAAGUUUUAGGCACAGUGUUACAAGUAGAGUUCUGUGUUUUCAUAUAAAUCCAAAAAACGCUCGCGGGUGAAAUUUUUCUGCAAUUCGGGUUUAUUCGGAAAGCUCGGAAUUUCCAGGUCAUGCUCGCAAAAGGUAAAAUGAAAGAGGCAGUACUAUUUAAGGAAUAAAUACGGUCAGAGCGUGGGAUCGGUGCUAAGUGCGUAACCUUAAGUAGGUGGCCCCGAGGAGAAGCCACUCCAGUUUACUUUCAAAUCUCGAAAUAAAUUGACAAAAAGGGAUUUACCAUAUCUCUCGUCAAAGUUUGUGUGGGGCAAUGGGUCCUUGUAUAUUUCUGGGCCAUGAAGAAUAGUUUAAACGAUUUUAAAGCGUCGACGACGCUUGUCUGAGAGUUUUGUCGCCGGACGGUUGGUGUUCCCAAAGGGAAGGGCGCCGACGCCAAAUCAACCUAAAGAAAUAAUCCUUCAACACAGGUGUAUUCUUAGAAACUCAAUUUUAUUUCAAAUUUCGAAAAAUUGGGAUGCUAGCACAAUUAAAUUUAAAAUUCCAGAGAAUUGGGAAUCUAACAGAAUUUUCGGCAGAAAAUAAACUCAGAAAAACACACCCACCUAACUUCACGAAGAGUAAACCACCAGAAACACGGAACCCUCUUAUAGUAGUUACAAGCGAACACUUCUCUUGGAUGGGGCACCGAUUUGGUCUUGCAAUACUGCAAAACCUUCAGUCUUGUUAUACUCAGAUUGGAAGUGUUUUUAGGGCCACCUGCUGGAUGUUGGCGGUUGCAGCGCAGCCGGUCACACUCGGGCAUAAACGUGUACUACACCAGCCUUCCCCGGUACAGGGACGAGUACCGACGGUUAUUGGCAUCUCGUAACUGGACUGUUGCAGUGUCCAUUUUUUUUUUUUUUUUGUUUUUAGUUAACAUUGUUGAUGGCUUAUAUUGGUAAUCUAAUUAUGAAUGAACCAAUGGCUCUUUUGACAUGCCGCUCGUGAGUGUGUAUUGGAACCAUUCAUACUUGUGGUUCACAGUUGUGAGAAGAUGCGAUUCUUAAUUGGAUUAAUUCUGUUGCAAAAACAAACGUUGAACCGAUUUUACUUUUUAAUGGUAUUCAAACGGUUACGGGCGGUUAAGAGUAACCCGAGGCCAAGCCGUCGUAGUUUGGAUUUUGUCACCUGCGCUGUCGUAAUUUUGAUUUUUGGCCCGCGUCGUCGUAGUUUGGACUUUUCACCUGCAUCACCAUAGUUUGAAUUUUUCAUCUGUGUGGUUAUUGGAUUUAAGUGACAGACACAGCGGGAGUGCUGUAGCCUGCACGCGGUAUAAUCAUUGAUUACCAGUGCUUGCCAAUUGAUUACCAGCAACUGAAAGAUGAGCAGUUUGCCUAUUACUUUGAGUGUCCCUGAUGUUUUUGUUUUUUCUCUACCGAUUUAUAUGUGGAGCCAAAGAAUCGGUUCAGGUGCAUUGCUAACAUCAAGACCCAUUACAUUUGAAGGGCGUAACGCAAACGUAAUCAGAAGUGGGACUGUUUGAAUCUGGGUAUUUGUAUUUCAACGUCCAUAUGUUCUUAGUCUCGUGUGUCAUCACACAGAGAGAUGCCACUGCUUGUCUUGCAGAUGGUAUAUAAAAACUCUUUUCAUAUGUUACCAGUAACCUAAGGCUGAGGCAUCAUUUAUCUAUCGUUCUUUUUUUCUUUGAAUAUAUCAUUGGUUUUUCCCAAUGAAAAAGUCAUUGCAAUUUGUGCUGCUCACUGAUGCCGUAUCCCUCAAUCGUUAUGGAAGUUGCAAAUCAUUUGAAUGUGUCGCUGUGACAUACCGUCCUAGCGGCCUCCUGUGAGUAACAAAGCAAGGUAAUCCGGAGAGCAAGUCGUCCGCUUCUUGCGCAGGAGUUGCGGUGACGUCAAAACGGCGCGGAGCUCCGAUUGGCUUUGAUUGAACGGAUAGUGGGUAGUCCUCAAUGCUAGAUGCCUUGAGCUCUGCCCACCAUUUUUUUUUAUCAACCAAUAAGAGCUUGGUGUUCUGGCAUCAUCGCCACCCCUGUGCAAGAAGCAAACUUGCGCUCCGCACAUACUUUGUUUCAAACUGGAUGCUGAUUUUGCCAUGGCUGAUUCUCUCUUUUUUUUCCUUUGCUCUUUUAUGCAAGUGAGACUGUAAAUGAAAUUACCACUCUUUCAGCAGAGGGUUAUGUGUAGGUAACUUUCUCGCCGAGAAUUCGGAACUUGUCAGUUGUUCGACCGUUGAUAAUCAAUAAGCAUAGAAAUUGAAUCGGUAGUAGAACACAUUAAAAAGUAACCUGGUUCAUUACAUCAUGUUUUGUAUGUAAUAUUGAACAAAGAAGGAACAGACGUCUUGCUUUUUUGUCCCUCUCAAAAGUUUGCACCUCCUACUACAAUCACUGGCUGAAUUACUGUCAGUGGUGACCGAUAAGGAUUUGCUCACUCUUAGUGUCUGAAGCUUUUUUUUCUUUAUUUCUAUUUUGUUUCCCCACAAGUUUUUUUUUUUUUUUUUUUCUUGUGUCUUGAAAGAGUGGAACUUAAUACUGGCAUAUAUAUAUUGUUCCCUUCAUCCAUGCUGGUAUGCCAGUAUAUAUUUCUGCUAUCAUUUUUUUGCUUUGCUUGCAUUCAAUCUUGGUAUUUUUGUUUUGAGGGUGAUCAAGAAAAGUGUUCCUGCUUGUUUCGAUGGACAUGCAUGUCACACUAUUGUUACAUGUAGAACUUCCCUGCAGGAAUUUGUUUCAUGCACUUCAAGUCUAAGUUUUGUUGUAUGCACUUUCUUACUGUAGAAAUUCUGAGUUAGGCCGUCAUGCUUGUCAUUAAACAUGUUUUUCUACUAUAGUGUAUACGACAUUUAAUCCAAAUGUAAUCCAUCUACUACAUAUUUUAGUUGUAAGUGGCAGAUCUUUUUUUUUUUCUUGCUUUUGAGUUUCAUGAAAUUGCACCCUUUUUUUCUAAUUUUCCCAACUACACUCUUUUCAAUAUUGUAUAAAGAAAUGGUACUCAACAGUGAUAUAAUGCACUGGUUAUUUAGAAACUUUGUUGUCUUUUAAAUUUGUAGACUCUCUUUUACAGGCCCAUUCAAAAGAUUGGGUUUCUUUCAAUUUAUGUACACCUCUGGCUUAAAAAAAAUUGCUCCUUUAUUUUGUUUUUGCUUUGUUCUGUAUUUUUCCUAAGAUAUAUGCAUUUAGAAAGUUUAUUUUGCCAAUCAAAGCUUCCUACAUAUUGCAAUGCCCUACCAGCCACUGCCUGUGCUGGCAUUGCAGGAAAUGGUGGCUGCAGUGGUAACAAACUAGUGACGUGUUGUUGCCAAAGUACUCUAACAAACAGCUGCAUUAAAUUUGAGAUGAGGCAAAGUUUCUUAGGUAGUCGCAUUUCACUCCGCGGUGAAGUAUAGUUAGCACCUGAACAUAUGCCUGCAAAUAUGCAUUUUUUUACUGCGUCACUGUGGCUACAGCGUUACUGGUACUACUGGACUCUUGCAGAUCUGUGUUGUAACAUUACGGAAAAGUGUGUGAUUAGUGAAGCAUGAAAGGUGCCUGUGAAAAGCAAAAGUUAUGCAAGUUGUAGUGGGUGUUUUGGCGCGAUGGAGAUUUGAUGUGUCUAAUGAAACAUUGUCUGUUGUGCUUCUGCCGCUUGCUUCUGCAUGUAUUGCAUUCAAAUUGAGCAUUUUUCCUACCUGCUAACACAAGCCUGAUUCAGAUAUCCUAGAAAUUGAAGGUACAUUUUUUUAGGGCUCUAGUGUUAGGAUGGCUGUAGAGUCAUUUGCAACACUUGCAUAAUAGUGUCUUUGUAGGCAUUGUAUUUUAAGCACUAUCUAAAAUCUAGGCAUUUCUAAAUUGAAGUCUUUGUGGUCUGCUAAUUUGUGUUGACCAUGUAUUCUUCUUUUACUGCAUCAAUGGUGAGGAACAUGAAAGGUGUUUUCCAAAAGCUGUGUAGGCUGUCUUAUUUGCCCAUGUGACCCAGAAUUGUUUAACAUGUAUCGCAGAGUGCUCUACAUUACUGCCAAUGUCUACUCUGACAUGCUAAUUCUUCCCUCUUGUGUGGCAUGAAUGUGCAGCUAUAAGCUUUAGUAUUUAUUCAUCUUGCUUCUUAUUCUAAGUGCACUGCAGUGACUGCUUUCAUAAUAUAUGUUUGUGUGGUUUACAAGAGUGUUGUCUUGCAGAAGUCCCAGUUCGAAAUCUAUUUUUUUUUUAAGAAUUGUCUGCUUGCUUGGACGCCAAGACCACACAAAACCUUUUUUUUUUUUUGUAGUUAUUAUGUUUUGUUUGCUUAUAUUUAUUGCACAUUAAAGCUUUCCUAUCCAAAACAUGCAUCCUUGUGUGUUCUUCUUGGACGUCUUCGUGUGUCUGGUUAUUCCAUGCUGUGAAAUAUAGCGGAUUCCAUUUUUUUUUCUGUAGGAAUAAACCCUUGCUCGCAUGCAAUGCUCUUGCAUCGUUAUCAAAAUGAAAAUAAAGAUUUAUAAUGAUACUUCA